CCAACCAAUAGUGAAUUAGAACAACAGGUGAAAAUUAUGCGGUAGGAAUAGCUAGCUUCAAGCCUUCAACCAAGAACUAGCCAUCUGUUCUCUCUAGAGAGAAAGAGAGAGAGUUAUGGCUCCUUGUAAUUCCCUUCUGCUACUGCUCUUUGCCUUUCUUGGAACAGUAACACCUGCAAAAUCAAUGCCUGCAUUUUUCCCCAGAGCAAGCUACUUUCAAUCUUUAACCGCCAAACAAUCAAAGGCCACAAAGCCAAAGAUCGCUUACAAGACCCACUACUUCCCUCAGAUUCUGGACCACUUCACUUUCCAACCCAAGAGCUCUAAAAUUUUCUACCAGAAGUACCUCAUUAAUAGCCAAUACUGGCACCGAGGAGCUCCUAUCUUUGUCUACACUGGAAAUGAAGGUGACAUUGACUGGUUUGCGGCCAACACUGGCUUCUUGCUAGAUAUUGCUCCCAAGUUCCGGGCUCUCCUGGUUUUCAUCGAACACAGAUUUUAUGGGGAGUCAAUGCCAUUUGGGAAGGACUCGUACAAUUCAGUAGAGACAUUAGGGUACUUGAAUUCACAGCAAGCAUUGGCUGAUUUUGCGGUUCUGUUGAGGAGCUUGAAGCACAAUCUUUCCUCUGAAGCAUCUCCUGUGGUAGUGUUUGGUGGCUCUUAUGGAGGCAUGCUGGCUGCCUGGUUCAGACUGAAAUACCCACACAUAGCCAUUGGUGCAUUGGCAUCUUCAGCCCCUAUUUUGCAGUUUGAUGAUAUUACUCCAUGGUCAAGCUUCUAUGAUGCUGUAUCCCAGGAUUACAAGGAUGCAAGCUUGAAUUGCUAUGAAGUGAUUAAAGGUAGCUGGGCAGAGCUGGAGGCAUUGUCAGCUCAGAAAGAAGGGUUGGUUGAACUAAGCAGAACCUUCAGAACUUGCAAAAAUCUUCAUUCAUUAGAUUCUGUCUGGGACUGGCUAUGGUCUGCAUUUGUUUACACAGCCAUGGUGAACUAUCCAACUGAAGCAAAUUUUAUGAUGCCACUGCCUGCCUACCCUGUGAAGGAGAUGUGCAAGAUCAUUGAUGGAUUUCCACCAAGGGCUUCCAAGAUUAGCAGGGUUUUUGCAGCUGCCAGCUUAUAUUACAACUAUUCUCGUGGAGAAAAAUGCUUUCAGUUGGAAAAUGAACCUGAUUCUCAUGGCCUUCAUGGUUGGAACUGGCAGGCAUGUACAGAGAUGGUCAUGCCAAUGACUUGCUCAAUAGAGAGCAUGUUUCCUCCAUCUGGGUAUGAUUACAAAGAGUUUGCAGAAGGAUGCAAGAAAAAAUAUGGGGUCACGCCUCGACCGCAUUGGAUCACUACUGAAUUUGGUGGCAAAAGAAUUGAUCAAGUGUUGAAGAGAUCUGGUGGCAACAUCAUAUUUUCUAAUGGAAUGCAAGACCCCUGGAGCAGAGGAAGUGUCUUGAAAAAUAUAUCUUCCAGCAUCAUUGCUCUCGUCACCAAGAAGGGAGCUCAUCAUGUUGAUUUUAGAUCUGCAACAAAAGAUGACCCUGACUGGCUUAAGGAGCUGAGGAGGCAGGAAGUUGAGAUUAUUGGGAGGUGGAUAGAUGAGUACUAUGCAGAUUUAAAACAAGGGAUAGAUAAUGCAUGAAGUUUAGAUUACAGAAGAGGAUCAUGUGCAAAACUUGAUGAUUGUUACCACAAGUGUUACUUAUUUUUUAUGUGUAUGUACCAACUAAUUGUGGUCUCAUAAUGCCAUAAUCAAGCCUUUGAACUAAUA
This is a messenger RNA of Hevea brasiliensis (rubber tree), 1753 nucleotides long. RefSeq lists its product as uncharacterized. Bases 116 to 1624 code for a protein of 502 amino acids. Gene Ontology annotation, biological process: proteolysis. The transcript is spliced from 10 exons. Gene Ontology annotation, molecular function: dipeptidyl-peptidase activity; serine-type exopeptidase activity. The record is from RefSeq and is a predicted model, not a curated record. NCBI's taxonomy places the organism in Eukaryota, Viridiplantae, Streptophyta, Magnoliopsida, Malpighiales, Euphorbiaceae.